AUGCUUGUAAACAACACCAGGUCGCAAAACCGUGGCCGGAACAACGGAGACGUGACCACGCGUGACUGGCGCCGGCCCAUUUCAAGUCUUGGUAUGAGGCUGGAAGACAGAGGUAAGGCUGCUGCAAGUUGGGAGAUCCACGCCGGCUCCGCCUCUGCAAGCAUCGCCUGUAUCUUUCAACACACCAGAAGCAUUUACGACAUAUACUCCCACAGCGCAUCGGACAUCCUUAAAGACGUUUACUAUGACGCUAUUGAAGGUCCGUUCCGUAGUUCUGGGAACACUCGGUCACGAGAGGUACACAUUAGGAAGCGUCGCACUAUUGCUAGCAGCUUUUCACCCAAGGGCGUCGCCGAGUACGAGGCACCUGUCACGAAGGCUGUCCAGUGUUUGCUCGACAGAUUUGAUAAACUAUACGCACAACAUGGUGUGCGCGGUUUCAAUGCUACGCCAUGGAUCCAUAUGUUCACCUGGGACGCCAUUGGUGACGUUGUAUUUGGAGAAUCCUUCCACUUUCUUGAGAAAGGGAACGAUACAUGCGUUGCUGAAACGCUAGAAGGUGAACAGCACGAAGUACAUGCAAUUACGUCCUUCCUAGGUGGUGUGCAAUACGCAAAUAAUCUGGGAUAUCUCGGAACCGACCUUGCGAAAUGGCUGAAGAAGAAUGUCCUGUAUUGCUCCUACGGUGCGAAGAUGGGCGCCAACUUCUCUAAUAUCAGCAUUCACAAAAUCCGCCGACGAUAG
Exophiala xenobiotica is the source of this 744-nucleotide messenger RNA. RefSeq lists its product as uncharacterized. Gene Ontology annotation, molecular function: iron ion binding; oxidoreductase activity, acting on paired donors, with incorporation or reduction of molecular oxygen; heme binding. Lineage: Eukaryota; Fungi; Ascomycota; Eurotiomycetes; Chaetothyriales; Herpotrichiellaceae. Bases 1 to 744 code for a protein of 247 amino acids. The record is from RefSeq and is a predicted model, not a curated record. The transcript has 2 exons.